ACGCGACCAGUCGAUCGAGAGCUCCGGCGCCCCAAAUUCCCACUGCCCUUCCGAGGUUUGUGCUCAACAGACCAACCCCCAUGGCGGCGCCAGAGUCCAAGCACGAGACAGAAACCCCAGCACCCUCCCGCGAGCAGCCGCCGGAGCCAGUAGCCGAAGCCGCCGCCGGCCGGGAGCUGCAGCCAUGGGAGCAGCACGCUGCGGUGAUCAAUCUCCCGCGCUACGACUACCGCGCGUCAGGCUCCCUCCUCCUGCGCUCGCACUCCGGCUUCCUCAUCACCUGCCCCAUCAAACGAGAGAAAAGUGCAACCAAGGAAGCCAUUUCAAUUCUUGGAGAGUAUAUUAGCGACGCAAGCAGCCAUAGUUCUGAAAAGUUGGAACCAUGUGUUACAGAAGCGGCAACAAAGAAAAGAAAAAUAUUUCCCGAGGCAUCCGAAAUUGAACAUUCAGAAGAUACAAUAACAAAUGGGAAGGGUGAUGCGCCAGAAUCUACUGGCAGCAUUGAAGUAAAAACAAAUUCACUUCACUCCGAUACAAGUGGAAAUCCUGACAGGACUUCGAAUCUCUCAUUGAUUAAGCUAUCAAUGAGUGGUUUGCUUUUCUUCUCUUUCCCUACUGGUGGCGUUCAUGUUGUUCAGAUGCUUACCGAAGUAUUUCAUUCACUGAAAUCUGGGAAGCUUAAAUCUCCACAGUGGUGUCAUCGGAUAUUCCCUAUUCAGGAAACUUGUGUUCUAUCAGAAACAGAACUACAUGCCACUGUGUCAAAGUUGUUCCUGGACUUCUUCAGGAAUAAGGAAGAUCAAGAUGAGCCUAUCAAGUUCGCAGUUGGGUACAGUAGGAGAGGCAUUGAUGAAACGGUGAAUAAGACGCAGAAGAAUGACAAUAACAGCUCAAUUCAACAAGGUUUAAUGGAUAGGCAACAAUGUUUCAAGGUUGUUGCUGCUGCUGUCAAGUCAGUUGCUAAGGACGCAAUUGUGGAUCUCAAGUCUCCUGAGGUGGCAGUACUAGUGGAGGUGCUCCCCAUUUCUGGGGUGCCUGUUGGAUCUUCGGUGGCCGGGGUGUCUGUUCUCCCAGCUGAACUCGUCUCGGCUAAGCCUCGUCUUUGUGUCAAGGCUUUGGUGUCUGAUACAAAAACAAAGAAGAAGUGAUGCGCCAAUUCGGCUGCAACCAAUCAGAGCACCUGUAAGGCUGUAACGGCAAUAUAUGGAGGAAACGAUCUUCUUCGGCAUGCUCGUCAGCCAUGCCGCAGCUUGAGCAUCCCACAAACAAAGAAAUGGUAUCGCAGCUGUCUUGCCUGGCUCUGAGUAUGUCAAUUUGUAAGCUGCAGUGCUCGUCCCGUUCUUGUUGCUGGAUAUGAUUGUGUUAUACUGUUUCUCCAGACUUUAUGUAGUAGUACUAUUAUGGGCAAUUCAGUGAACUACCAAAGUA
This is a messenger RNA of Aegilops tauschii subsp. strangulata, 1428 nucleotides long. RefSeq lists its product as uncharacterized. The record is from RefSeq and is a predicted model, not a curated record. Lineage: Eukaryota; Viridiplantae; Streptophyta; Magnoliopsida; Poales; Poaceae. Gene Ontology annotation, biological process: tRNA modification. Gene Ontology annotation, molecular function: RNA binding.